GUCCCUCCUUAAACACAUUAUUUUACACAUUAGCUAAUUGUAAGUGAAAGUCGCGUCAAAAUCAGUCCAGCAGUUUCGGAGAUGUUGUGUAGUUAGGUUCAGUUACCAAGUCACGAAAUGGGUUCUAAUCGAUCGAAAUUCAGUGUAAAGAGAGUGAUUUUAGUAUUCUGGUGUUUAGUAGUAUUAAUGGCAGAGUCAAGCUUUAGUGCGCGUUGCAAGCUCCGGAAGUAUACACACGAAGCCAUUCAAACUGAUCUUAACGGAAGACGGUGCUGGGAUGACGUUAAAAUAAUGGGAUGUUGGGGAUACUGUUUGUCUCACGAGAUUUCAGACUGGCAGUUCCCGUACAAGGAGUCAUUUCACCCUGUUUGUGUACAUAGCGAGAGAAAGCACGCAUCCGCUAAACUACGACACUGCGAUCCUGGAGUAGUAUCAGGCACUGAAAUUUACCAUUAUGUCGAAGCAUCUAGUUGCAAGUGUCAGGUAUGUUCUUCAGAAGAUACGAGCUGUGAAUGGUUACCACCGGAUUCGUCAUUGCUCGGUGGUCUUAUAUUGAAAAAGGAAUUGGAAGAAGAUUUAGACUAAAAACGAAAUAAUAUAAAAAUGUAUUAGAAGUAGAUUAUAUAGAAAACA
Messenger RNA from Achroia grisella, 633 nucleotides. It is a transcript of the gene GPB5, whose product is annotated as thyrostimulin beta-5 subunit-like. The record is from RefSeq and is a predicted model, not a curated record. The transcript is spliced from 4 exons. Bases 118 to 585 code for a protein of 155 amino acids. Lineage: Eukaryota; Metazoa; Arthropoda; Insecta; Lepidoptera; Pyralidae. Gene Ontology annotation, biological process: G protein-coupled receptor signaling pathway. Gene Ontology annotation, cellular component: cytoplasm; extracellular region. Gene Ontology annotation, molecular function: hormone activity.